UACCCAAGCGCGCACCACCACGGCCGAGCCAUGUGCUCGGCGCCCAUCGCAGUGUGCGGCAUGGCGAUCGUGUGCAGCGUGCUCGCGCACGCGGCAAGCGCGUCGCCGGGUCUGUCAUCGGCGGACGACGAAGGCGCAACUUCGUCCCUCCUCCGGGGCCUGGUGGCCAGCGUGGUGCCCGUGCUGCAGCGGUCCCUCGCGCGCUCCAACGUGUCCGCCGUGUGCACGGGGGCGCUCAUGGACUUCUCCCGGAGGAUACUCAAGAUGGACAUCGCCGCCUGGAGGUUCCUCGACGCCACAGGAAAGUUUCCUUCUGGCAUCCUGGAAGGCACCACGGGGGACCUGGGCGCUUACGACGAAUGCCUCUCCUCGAGACUCGAGGCGAUCGCCGGGCAGUCGCAAGCGUUUUCCUCCCGUGGCCAGUACUGCAGCGUGUUUCUCAAGCCGAAGCAGUCGCGGGCAAUGGACAAGCUCAUCGAACAGCUGACGCGCUACUCUGUCGUCAAGAAGCGGUUCAACCUGACCAUGGCGCGUAAGGCCAUCAAAAAAGGACGUGUCCGCGGCCUGCGCUUCGGUCUGUGCGUUCCAUCUGCCUGCUCGGCCACAGAAGUGGAGGCCAUCCUUGGAUCACUCACCCAGCUUGUCAGCUUGACCUCAGCGGUGGCCAGUUGUCGAACCGACGAGAAGAAGGAAUUGAAUGGCACUCAAAUCGCUUUCGUGGUGCUAUACUCUACAUUGGCAUUCUUAGUACUUCUGGGAACACUAUUUGACAUGCUAGAAAGGUUCAAGGAGAACGACCAUCCUUUGUUGCGGAAGGACCAGAAGACAGGAUUCUGGGCAGACACGUUGAAGGCGUUUUCUGCCGUAAAGAACACGGAAUCGCUGCUCAAGGAGACGCCAGCCGAGCACGAGUGCCUCAAGUGCCUGAACGGGCUGCGCUUCUUCACUGCCCUGUGGGUCAUCUUGGGACACAGCUACAACAUACUGGACCCGCAUAUCCUCGGAAGAGGUCUUGGAAUGUUCGAGAUGACGCAUGAAUUUUUCUUUUGCAUUAUCGCGAACGCCUACCCCAGUGUCGAAACCUUCUUCGUUCUCAGUGGGUUCCUUCUAGUGUACCACAUGUAUCCCAAACUCAAGGACAUGCGUUCAAGAAUAAUAGUUUUCUUCACGGCUGAGAUACGACGCUACAUCAGGUUGACCGUGCCGACGGCGUUCCUGCUGGGCGUGGUGUUCCUCUUGCCCUUGGUGGUGCGCGGCCCCGCUGCCGACCAGUGGUUGCCGGGAAAGGUUGCCAACUGCUACCAGAGCUGGCCUGCCGUGCUCCUGCACUACAACAACUGGCUCACGCACGUCCGCAUCUGCUCCGGACACCUGUGGUACAUAGCGUGCGACAUGCAGAUCUUCACCCUCGUGUCCAUUCUUUGCAUCCUACUGUCCAUAAACGCACGGCUGGGCAUCGCUGCCAUGGUGUCAGUGUCGAUCGGCUGCAACGCCUUCAUCGCCUACUUCACGCAUAAAGCGCAGAUUGGACCUUCACGUGUCAGCUCGGGUGGCGACGUUUCGAAGAUGAUGCAAGCUCUUGACCUGGUCCAUCAACGACCCUACCCCCACGUCGGAUCAUACGUCGCCGGAGCCCUGGCGGGAUUCGCUUUCCUCCGAUUCCGAAGCGUACGCAUCGGAAGGGUGGCGCAGCUGACCAUGUGGUCGUUCUCAACGGCAGCCUGCGUGUACGGAGUGUUCGGCGCCUUCAAGUGGCAGAAAGGAGAACCCCCUGUUGGCGCCGACGUGGUGCUGUACAACGGGCUUCACCGCACGCUCUUCGCAGCGGGCAUCGGCUGGGUCCUGUAUGCCUGCGCGUCGGGGCAUGGUGGUCCGGUCAACCGUUUCCUCGCGUGGGAGGCUUUUGUUCCACUUGGCCGGCUGACCUUUUCCGUCUACCUCGUUCAUUUCUCUGUGCUCGUCGCUUCGCCUGGAAUGGCACGUGAAAGGAUCUACGUCGCACAUUGGUUUCUUGUCCGUAGCUUCCUGGGAAACGCCGUGCUCAGCUACCUGUUCGGCUGGGCCUUCUACCUGGCCUGCGAGAAACCUUUCUCGAACAUCGAGCGCUCCUGUUUCAACCGCUUCGUCAACCGACGCGGUCGCGAUGAGCCACACACCAACGAGUCUUGCUCAUCGUCUAUGGUCGUGCUCACAGCCAACCAGAGGAACGAGCUGCUUGACGAGGCAUCCGCUGCGGACAAGUUGCAGGCAGCAGUGUUGCCUUCGCCUGGCGGCGUCACCGCGGACUACGGCGGCUGCUGCCGAGACACGCGCUAA
Molecule: messenger RNA, 2316 nt
Organism: Dermacentor albipictus
Lineage: Eukaryota; Metazoa; Arthropoda; Arachnida; Ixodida; Ixodidae
Product: nose resistant to fluoxetine protein 6-like
Molecular function (GO): acyltransferase activity, transferring groups other than amino-acyl groups
Source: RefSeq, a predicted model, not a curated record